UGCUGACUUUUGCCGGAAGUUCUGGCUCCGGCUGCGGCCCACGUUCCUCUCUGUUGGGGCGCAAGGCGCUCAGCAGGGCAGGCGCCGCGGCAAGUGCGGAACCACCAUCUGCAAGCUGGGCCCGCGCCGCCUGGGAUUAGGCGAGUGAGCGGCAGCUCCUGGCCAGAGCGCGGAAGGUUCUUUGGAGAACUUCAAAGCGCCGUGCGUUGGUGACAACAGGGACACCACCGAGGCAGCCCCGCGGGUCUUCCCGGUUUUAUUGAUUGAUUUCAUUCAUUCUGCGCCAGGCCGUUCGGGGCACAAGGAAGAGAGCCGGACACUCCAGUUAAUAACCUGCCUCCUCAGGCCGCGCCGUCCAGGAAGGCGGACAGGCCUCACGAGGGCAAGGCGCACGCCACGCUGAGAAUAUAGAAAGAAACGCUUGAACACCGCGUGUCAACACAAGCUACCAAAACUCAAGACGUCGGAUUAGAAGCAGGUGCUCUUCUCGCAUCACGAGCGCCUUGCUUUCCUGUUGGUCCCGGGCUCUGCGCUCGGACAGCUCUGGCCACAUCUCAGGGUGGACAGCCACAGUCCAAGCCGCCAGUGACUCGGGUUGCUGCGUGGAUUCUAAAGGGACAUAAUUAAAUACACAGCUACUGACUCCGGUGGCCCUGGUGACCGGAGGGGCAGCUUCGGGGUGCAGUGGACAAUCCAGGAGGUACAAGGAAAUGUUAGAACUAGUGAUCUCGCCCAGCCGCACUGUCGACAGCCACCGCCGGGAAGCACCGCACCUCAGCCGCGACGGCCACUCCGGGGGGGCGCUGAGUGACGGAGAAGGUGUCACCAAGCCGGCCCCUCCGAGCGUGCCCCAGCUUUUUGCCAGGCCUUGCCCGCGUGGCCUGCCCAGCCAGCCUCCCACCGCCAUGGCGGCCUACGGCCAGACGCAGUACAGCGGGGGGAUCCAGCAGGCGGCCCCCUACGCGGCUUACCCGCCUCCUGCACAAGCCUACGGAAUCCCUUCCUACAGCAUCAAGACGGAGGACAGCCUGAACCACUCCCCCAGCCAGAGCGGAUUCCUGGGCUACGGCUCCGGCUUCAGCACCGCGGCCCCUGGACAGAGCCCCUACGCCUACCAGAUGCACGGCACGGCGGGCCUCUACCAAGGAGCAAACGGACUGACCAACUCGGCCGGAUUCGGGAGCGUGCACCAGGACUACCCUUCCUACCCCGGCUUCCCUCAGAGCCAGUACCCCCAGUAUUACAGCUCGUCCUACAACCCCCCCUACGUCCCCGCCAGCAGCAUCUGCCCUUCGCCCCUGUCCACGUCCACCUACGUCCUCCAGGAGGCACCUCACAACGUCCCCAACCAGAGUUCUGAGUCCCUGGCUGGUGAAUACAACACACACAAUGGACCCUCCACACCAGCCAAAGAGGGGGACACAGACAGGCCGCACCGGGCCGCGGAGGGGAAGCUCCGGGGACGGUCCAAGAGGAGCAGCGACCCCUCCCCGACAGGAGACAGUGAGAUCGAGCGUGUGUUCGUGUGGGACCUGGAUGAGACCAUAAUUAUUUUUCACUCCUUACUCACGGGGACGUUCGCAUCCAGAUACGGGAAGGACACCACGACGUCCGUGCGCAUUGGCCUGAUGAUGGAGGAAAUGAUCUUCAACCUCGCAGACACACACCUGUUCUUCAACGACCUGGAGGAUUGUGACCAGAUCCACGUUGACGACGUCUCCUCGGAUGACAAUGGCCAAGAUUUAAGCACCUACAACUUCUCCACCGAUGGCUUCCACAGCGCAGCGCCGGGGGCCGGCCUGUGCCUGGGCACCGGCGUGCACGGCGGCGUGGACUGGAUGAGGAAGCUGGCCUUCCGCUACCGGCGGGUGAAGGAGAUGUACAACACCUACAGGAACAACGUGGGCGGCUUGAUAGGAGCUCCCAAAAGAGAGGCCUGGCUUCAGCUGCGAGCCGAGCUGGAGGCGCUGACGGACCUCUGGCUCACGCACUCCCUGAAGGCACUGAACCUCAUCAACUCCCGGCCCAACUGUGUCAACGUGCUGGUCACCACCACCCAACUGAUCCCUGCCCUGGCCAAAGUCCUGCUGUAUGGACUGGGCUCCGUGUUCCCUAUUGAGAACAUCUACAGUGCCACCAAGACAGGGAAGGAGAGCUGCUUCGAGAGAAUAAUGCAGAGGUUCGGCAGGAAAGCCGUCUACAUCGUGAUCGGCGACGGCGUGGAAGAGGAGCAAGGAGCCAAAAAGCACAACAUGCCCUUCUGGCGGGUCUCCUGCCACGCAGACCUGGAGGCGCUCAGGCACGCGCUGGAGCUGGAGUACCUAUAGCGCCCGCGCCGCCGCCCGCCAGCCACCGCCCAGAGCCGCGGAGGCCCCACGCCGGACCCAGGCAGCGUCCCGCACCCAGAGGACGUCCGGUGGCCGCCUGGCGGGGGUCCUGAGGAGGAGAGGGCCCCGCGCCACCCUGGGACCCGGGGCUGGCGCGACUCCAGACUUUUCUGCAGGACUCGCGGGACAGAAGCAGGACGGCCGCUGGGAGGCUGGUGGCGGCGGGUUUCUGUCGUGUUGUUCUUAAUUUAUGGACUGGCCUCACGCUCUGCGUGACGCUCUGGCACCUGCGUUGGUGUCCUAGCCGCGGGUCCACUCGUUGGACCUGGCAGGGCAGGGGACCCGGCAGCCCUGGCCAGGGCUCUCCUCCAGGCCGUGCCCUGGGGGACGAUCGUUCUUCGGCAUCUGGAGGGAGGCGAUUCGGGGCUGUUGGGAGGACUGGCUUAUCUUUGUUUUGAAGACGUCUGGACAGCACACGUGCCUUAUGCUGCCAUCUUGUUUUCUAGGGAGAGGACACUGGGAAGGAAGCAGUACUUUGUGAUGGAUAAAAGGCAUUAAAUAAAACCACGUUUACAUUUUGAA
Molecule: messenger RNA, 2909 nt
Organism: Sciurus carolinensis (gray squirrel)
Lineage: Eukaryota; Metazoa; Chordata; Mammalia; Rodentia; Sciuridae
Gene: Eya2
Product: EYA transcriptional coactivator and phosphatase 2
Exons: 16
Coding region: 711-2327 (538 amino acids)
Biological process (GO): multicellular organism development; negative regulation of extrinsic apoptotic signaling pathway in absence of ligand; positive regulation of DNA repair
Cellular component (GO): nucleus
Molecular function (GO): protein tyrosine phosphatase activity
Source: RefSeq, a predicted model, not a curated record